AUGCAUCUAGAUACUAAUGAUAAUUCUGAAAGAACGGAUGAAACAUAUUUAAAUACAUUUGCUAAAAAAAAUGAAAAAAAAAGAAAAAGAAAUGAAAAUGAUGAGUCAGGAAACUUAAGUGAAAACAAUAAUCAUGGAGAGAACUACGAAGAAGAUAUGAUCCAAAUUAACAACGAUUUUGUUGUAAAUGGUUUAGAAAUAUAUGAUAAUAAUUUAUUACUUGAUAUGGACAAUACUAAACAAAAUGAAGUUGAAAAAGAAAGAAGUGACAAAAUUAGUCAUAAUAAAAAAAAUACAAAAUUAAUGAGAAUAAGUACCGAUUUAAAUAACAAUCCUAGUGAUAUACAAAAUGAAUUGGACAUAUUAGAUUCAAGUAAAAAUAGUUCAGUUUCAUUUUUUUCAAGAAAAACAAGAACAAGUAAAAAAAAAAAUAAUAAUAAUUUAUCUGAAAGAAAAGAAGGAAGUAGUAGUAGCAGAAAUAAUAGUGAUGAUUCCGAUUGGUUAGAAGAUAUAAUUAAAGAUAAAGAAAAGGGAAGUGCUAAAAAAAGUCGCAAUAAAAAUGUGAAUAAAACCCCUAGACGAGCAUCAAAUAAAAAUGAUACACAAGAAUUAUAUGAUGAGGGUUUAGAAAAUAGUGUAUUUAAUAUUAGUGUAUUGGAAGAUGUAGACAUAAAAAGUUUUUAUGGAACUACAGGGAAGAUUAUAAAAUUGAGGAUACGUAAUUUUUUAAAUCAUGAAAAUUUAGAAUUAUCUUUUAAUUGUUAUAAAAAUAUAAUUAUUGGAAAAAAUGGAAGAGGUAAAAGUGCGAUAGCUCAAGCUGUAGCUGUUGGUUUAGGUAGCCAAGGAAAAAAUGCAGGUCGAGAUACAAGUAUAGCUAAUUAUAUAAAAGAUUAUGAUAAAACAAAAAAAAAUUUAAUUUGUCAUAUAGAAAUAUUUUUAUCAAAUUCAGGUCCUAAUUCAUUUAAAAGAAAUUUAUAUGGAGAUAUAUUAGUUGUAAAAAGAAUUAUAUCUUCUCAUAGUAGUAAAUUUUAUAUUUAUGGACUUAACUAUUUUAAUCGAAGAUCUGGUUUAAUGUAUCCCACAUCUGAUGAUACACCAAAACGGAUUCAUUCGAUUAAUAAUGCAUUAGAGAACCCAUCUAUUUUAGAUGCAAGUUAUAAUUCAGUAGGAGAAAUAACAGAACAAAAUAGAGAAGCAAUAUUUAAGCAAGUACAAAAACGUGCAUAUAUAGAAAACUAUCUUAAUGUAAUAAAAUUAAAUAUAAAAAGUCCAUGUGUAUAUUUAGAUCAAGAAAAAGGUAAAAUGUUUUUCAGUAAUAUUAGUGAAAAAGGAUUAUAUAAAUUUUUUAUGUCAUCUGUUGGGUUAGAUAUUGUAGAAGAAGAAAUUGAAAAAGAAACUAGUUUAUUGGAAGAAUGUGAAAAACAGAUAAAACAAAAAGAAGUUUUAUUAGCACCACAAGUAGAAGAAUUAAAUAAUAUAAAAAAAAGAAAUGAUUUAUUAGUAUAUGAAUUUAAAAAAUUAAAACAAUAUGAUAAUGGUUAUAAGGUUUUUGUAUUUUAUGAGCUAUUAAAAAAUACAAUACUUCUUUUUAAUGAAUAUUUAAAAUCAGAAAAUUUAAAAAAUGAAAAAGUAAUAAAUAAUAUAGAAAAUCAAAUGUGUAAUCUUGCUAUAAAAAAUGAAUAUAUUAAAGAAGAAUUAAAAAAUUUAAUAGAGAUGGAUAAUAAUGUCUAUAAAUAUGUUAUAAAGAAUAUGAAAAAAAUAAAUAAAUAUGAUAGUAUGCUAAAUGAAUUAGAAGAUUUAAAAAAUUGUUAUAUAAAUCAAAAAGAAAGUACACUAAACGAUUUAAAUAUGCUAAACAAAAGAAAAGAAAAUAGUAAUUUAUUAAAAGAACAUUUGAAUAAAUAUGAACAGCAAAUGAAUUCUUUAAAUGAAAAAAUGGCAAAUGAAAAAAAAAAAGAAAAAGAUUUACAAAUAGAAAUUAGUCAAAAAGAAAAUAAAAUUUAUGAUUUAGAAUAUUCUAUAAAAAAAAUACAAAAUAGAAUUGAAGAAAUUGAUAAGCAAAUAGACAUAAUUACUAGUCAAGCUACUGAAAUACAAAAAAUUAAAAAUAUUCAUAUUAAAAAAAAAAUGUAUAUAUAUGGUUAUGAUAUAUAUUCAAUUUGGAAUAAUAUAAAACAUGUAUAUAAAAUUAUUAAUAAAUCAGAAAAAGAUUAUUUUCCAAUUCCAGAAGAAUGGCAACUAACCAAUAAUGUAUCUAAAAAUUAUGGAAAAAAUGAAAGUGCAUUUAAAUAUGAACCUAUUGGACCUAUUGGUGAAUAUAUAAAAAUGAAUGAUCUAGCUAAAAAUGAUAAAAUUCUUUCUAUAAUUGAAAAACAUCUUGGUGAUAUAUUUUAUUCAUGGCUAGUCAGCUGUUAUGAAGAUAAAAAUAAUCUAAUAAAAGCUAGUAAUUUUGGAAAAGGAAAUAUAAAAAAUUUAAAUAUAAUAGUUACAAAUUCAUUCAAACAUAUAAAUCGUAAAAGUUUAUUACAAAAUAUUGAAUAUUUUCUGAACAAAAUUAAUGGAAAUACAAUAUAUUCAUAUUUAAAUAUAGAUUUACUUCCUACAUCUUUAUUAUUUUAUCUCUAUGAUAAUUUUAAAAUUGCUCAGACAUUAAUUUGCAAUGAUUCAAGUGAAGUACAAGAAAUAUUAAAUACAAAUAAUAAAAGAAAUAUAAAAUCUAUUUAUGUUGUUAAUGAAUAUGUUUUAGUUAAAGUGAUGGGUAAUGGUGGGUUACACUAUCAGCCAUUUAAAGAAGAGAAUUAUAGAGCUCCAGUUUUUUUAAAUUUAGAAAAAAAUGAAAAUAAUAAUUCAUAUAAUAAGGAAAAUAAUCAAAAUGGUAAAGACAAGGGAGAUAGUAGUGGACUAACAAAAGAAGAACAACUAAAAGAGUUAAAAAAUGAAAAAAUGGAAAAAAGAGAUGAAAUUGGUGUUACAUCUAAAAAGAUAUUAUCAUAUAAAAAUGUGAUAGAAAAAUUAAAUGAAUCUAUAAAAAAAUGUAAACUUUCACAAGAUGAAUUAACUUAUCAAAUAAAAAAUGUUGAUGAACUUAUACAGAAUCAUGAUAAAAUAUUUUCUGAACAAUUAGAUGCAAAAAUUAAUGAAAUAGAUGAAAAUACUAACCAAAUUAUUGAAUACAUAAAUGUAAUUGAAAAUAAAAAAAAAAAUGCAGAAAAUUUUACAAAUUUUCAUACAUAUUUUUUAUCUACACAUAUAGAUUAUUUAAAAAGAAAAAAAAAAAAAAUGAAUAAUAUGGCAGAAGAAUUCGAUAAUUUAAAUGAAAUAUUAACUAAACUUGAAAAAGAUAAAUUAAAAAAUGAUGAAGUAUGUAUAAAAAAUAAACAAAAAUUUAUAGCAUCUUUAAAUAAAUUACAUUCUAUAUAUUUUGAAACAUUAAAUGCAAAUUGUGUCCUUGAAAAUGUUUUUCUAAAUAAUCCAUUUUUAAUAUUAAAAGAUAGAACCUCAAAUGUAGAAAUUGAAAAUGCUGUUAUCGAAAAAAAAGUAAAUAAUAAAAAUGAUGAACUUAAAAAAGGAACAGAGAAAAAUAAUAUAAUCAUAAAUAUGGAUGAAAAUAUAAAUGACAAUCCUGAAUUAGCUUUAUCAAUAAAUGACAAUCCUGAGUUGCCUUUACCAAUAAAUGACAAUCCUAAAUUGUCUUCACCAAUAAAUGACAAAAAUGUUAGUAAUAAUUAUGAAGAUGCAUAUAUUGAUAUUCGAUUUACAACAAAAAAUCCUGUACGGAAUGAGUUUGAAAAGGAAUCAUUUUCUGUCCCUAUUCCACUAUCUUGUCUAAGCUCAUUCAAUAAAAUGUUUGUUAUAUCUAAAGGUGAUGAAAGCAACGAAGAUGGAAAUAUAGACAAUCAAAAUUCAAAUAAAAUAAAUGAAAAUCUGACUAAUUUGAAUGAUAAAGAUAAAGAAGGGGAAAUAGCAGAUAUAAUAAAUUUAGAAAAAUAUGUUAAAAAUAUUUUAUAUGAUAUAAUAAAUCCUGCUAAAGGAAAUGAAAUUAUUUCUAGCCAAAAUGAUGAAUGUCAAAAUAAUCAAAUAGAAGAUGAAAUAAAUAAUUUAUGGAAUAAUAAUCAAGUAGAAGACGAAAUAAAUAAUUUAUGGAAUAAUAAUCAAAUAAAUAUAGAAGGAAAAAAAUAUUCUGAUAUUUUAUGGAAAAAAAGAUGUGAAAAAAAAAUAGAAAUAACUGAAAUACUUAAAAAACAUGGUUUUAAUACUAAUGAAUCAACAGAUAAUUCAAUGAAUAUUUUUUUUAAUAAUUUAAUUGAUCAAUAUACCAAUGAAGAAAAAUCUUUCAACAUUCAAAUGAAACAAAUAUCAGAUUUAAAAAAAAAUUAUGAUAUGCAUUUAUCUAAUAUUAAACUAAGAAAAGUUAAAUAUUCUAAUGUUUUAAAUAAAACAAAAGAACAAAUUACUGACCAUUUUAUAAGUAUAUUAAAAAGUAUGAAUAAUUAUAAAGGGAAAAUUGAAUUUGAUGAUAUUAAAAAAGUUAUAAAAGUUAUGGUAUCAAUAAAUCAAGAUUCAUCUAAUAAUACAUUUAUGGAAAUAUCUUCUUUAUCUGGUGGAGAAAGAUCAACUAUACAAAUGGCUCUUUUAGCCUCUAUGUCACUAACAGAAAGUUCGUCUUUCCAUAUGUUUGAUGAGCUUGAUGUUUACAUGGAUGAGCUUACUCGGGUUAAGAACAUGCAACAGUUUUGCAAAUUCAUUGAAAGCAGUGGGAAUAAGCAGUACUUCUUCAUAACACCCCACAUUGAAAUAACAGAGCUCUUUUUAGAGGAGGCAAAGGAAAAAAAAGCUAAAAUCUUUAGUUUGUCAUAA
Plasmodium vinckei vinckei is the source of this 4857-nucleotide messenger RNA. RefSeq names its product structural maintenance of chromosomes protein 6, putative. Bases 1 to 4857 code for a protein of 1618 amino acids. Gene Ontology annotation, biological process: double-strand break repair via homologous recombination. Gene Ontology annotation, cellular component: Smc5-Smc6 complex; nucleus; site of double-strand break. The transcript is spliced from 3 exons. Lineage: Eukaryota; Apicomplexa; Aconoidasida; Haemosporida; Plasmodiidae. The record is from RefSeq and is a predicted model, not a curated record. Gene Ontology annotation, molecular function: ATP hydrolysis activity; damaged DNA binding; single-stranded DNA binding.